AUGCCCCACUGCCACUACCAGCUAUCCCGACCAUCCUGGGAACCUUCUGGCUUCAUCCUCGACCUCAGCUUCCAUCCACCUCGACUUGCUUCCGGUGCUCCUGGCGCCCCUGGUGAUGCCCUUCUUCGCGGAUCGCAAACCACUGUCGAUACCAUGGCCAACCCUGUAGGGGAAGAUGCCUGGACCGCGUACCUGGACGAGGCGGCGCGCACCGCUGGCGACCUCGAGAGUCGCGUCAACGUCGUCGAGCUCUACAAGCGUGCUGUCGGCGCCGAGCCGGGCAGCUUACGCCUCUGGCUGCCGUACUGCGAUUACUUCUGGGGCCUAUGGGACACCAGCCAGGCUGUUGAUGCUGACUGGUCCGAGGAGGAGCAGCUCAUGGGCCGCGAGCUCUUCUCAUUUGACGCCGCCCUCGAUCUCUGGCAGCAAGGCUACGAAGCCGUAAAGUACCGCCUCGACGACAGCCACCAGCUAUGGGACCGUUGGAUCUCCCUCGAGAUGGAGCAGCUCGCCAAGACCAAGACCCCCGAGGGCAUCACGCGCAUCACUCACCUCUACCGCGACCGCCUCUCCACGCCCCACCUUACCUGGGACGACACUUCCCAGUCCUUUUCGAGCUUCUUAUCCGAGUAUAACCAGACCGCCUGGGAGAGCACGAUGAAGGAGGUGACGGAAUCGGCCCAAGCGACGAAACGUCUUAUCAAUGCCCGCGACCCGUUCGAACUCAAGCUGCAGGAAGCCGCCCGAGGAGAUGAUACCGAGGCGCAGGGUGCCGCCAUGCGAGACUACCUCGACUGGGAGGUGAUGCAGAGCAAGAGGAACAACGACAUGCCCGAAAUCGCCACCGACCUAUGCUGCGGUCUUUUCUCCCGCGCUCUGACUGGCAUCUUUGCUCUUGACGAGGAUAUCUGGCGAGAGUAUGUCGUCUUUUCAUCCUCAUCUAAAUCCGAUCUCGCCACACCCGACAAUCAGCUAGACAUCCUGCGCAGGGCCGUUCAGCAUUGCCCGUGGUCUGGUCGGCUGUGGAACAGAUACAUCUUGUGUGGCGAGGAGGCGAAGCUUUCCUUUUCCGAAAUGGAGGCCAUCAAGCACUCCGCCACGAGCGAAAGUGAGUUGUACAAGAAUGGAAUGGAAAGUAUGAUUGAGAUGUACGUCGCCUGGUGCGGCUUCUUGAAGCGUACCGCCCUCGAAGCCACGGCGACCGAUGAAGCCGUCGAUGUCGCCGACAUGGGACUGAAAGCCGCUCUGGAGGAUGUCGAAGUCGUCGGGAAGCGGCUCUAUGGCAAGGAGUUUCAAGGCGAUCCUAAAUUCCGUCUGGAGCGCAUAUACAUCCAAUAUCUAACUGAGAAGAAGGAUGCGAUUGAUGAGGCAAGGGCUGUCUGGGAGAAGCUUCGCCGCAUUCAGAUACACGCCGACAGCCACGAAUUUUGGUUCCGGUACUAUAUGUGGGAGAUGCUCAUCUUUUCCUCUCGCCCCCCAGCAAACAGCAGCCCGUCUCGUCCUUCAAUCGGCUCUGCUCUCCGGAUUCCGCACAUGGCGACGGAGAAGCUGCACGCAGCCGCAACGCGAAGGACCAUUGACUGGCCCGAGAAGGUCUUCGAUGUAUAUUUGCAGCAUUGCAACGACUACGAGCUGCCUGCCUCGGUGCGCCGCGCGACUGACAUGGUGCACCGGGCCGAGAGGGCCGUGAGGAAGCGUCGGCAGCGCGAAGAGGAGGAGAAAGCAGCCGCUUACGCCGCCUACUAUGGCGGCGAGCAAGUUGAACAGCCCGUGGCCGAGACGGGAAACUCGCCGACUGGGCCGAAGCGCAAGCGCGAGAUUGUGCCAGGAGGGGAGGAUGCCGAGGCUGCGAGCAAACGACGAAAGAAAAGCGGAGAGGAUGUCGAGGUACAGGCUGGAAAGAUCCAAGAAGGGGCCAAAAGGGACCGCGAGAAUGCAACGAUCUUGGUCGAGGGAUUGCCAGCCGACGUCACGCAGACCAAGCUGCGACAGUAUUUCAGGGAUUAUGGACAUAUUAACAGCAUAACGGCCUUCUUCCGUGAGCAGGACGGACAGUCCUCAACGGCCAUGAUCGAGUUUCGAUCGCCUGACGAAGCCCAAUCCGCCCUGCUCCGGAGCGGCAAGUAUUUUGGCCAGUCUCAACUCAGUGUUCAGUCGGGCCAUGAUUUGACCGUCUACCUCACCAACUUCCCGCCUGCAGCCGACGAGAACUACAUCCGAGACCUGUUCAAAGACUGCGGCGAGAUUUUGAGCGUCCGAUGGCCCAGCCUCAAGGUUAACGCGUACCGCCGGUUCUGCUACAUCUCCUUUCGUCACCGGGAAGCCUCCGCCAGGGCGGUCGCGAAGGAUGGUAUUCUUUUGGACAGGAAAUACAAGCUCUCGUGCAAGUAUUCGGAUCCUGGACGAAAGAAAAACCGCGAGGGUGCCGUCGCCGAGGGUCGGGAGGUACAUGUGUCGAAUCUUGACAAAGCCCUGACGGAGGAGGAGAUACGCGAGGUCUUCUCUAAGUGGGGAACGGUAAUGAGAGUCAACGUCCUCAUGAACCUGGCGGGCAAGAAUCGUGGAUUCGCCUACCUCGAAUUCCACACGAAGGAACAGGCGCAAAAGGCCGUGGAGGAGAUGAACAAUACCAAGUUCCGGAACCAGAUUGUCACCGUCGAGAUUUCCCACGAGUCCAAGGUGAAGCAUGCCGCCAAGGUCGUGAACAGCACAUGCCGCGAUUCCGCAUCUCCAGCACCACCCGCUCGUGGAGAGGACGGCGGCGAGGUUCCUGCCGAGACUGGAGCUGACCAGGCAAAGCCUUCGGCUGCUGAAAUCUCGGUGAGGACGGUUGCCCUCAUGGGGUUGCCCGACACCGUCAACGACACCCGCGUUCGCGCACUCGUGGAACCACACGGCGCCAUCAUACAGCUGGUCCUGUUUCCUGGACACGGCGGCGCUAAGAUUGAGUUUGUGGACGCUGCCGCCGCGGGGAAGGCGGCUCUUGCCCUCGACGGCAUCGAGUUUGAGGGUAGCAGUCUGCGUACAGGAUCGGUCGAGGAACUUCGGCGGGCGAAAGGCGAGCACAGGGGCGACCGCAUCGUCUACGGCAACAAAUUCCAGAAGACCUCGCAAGCUAAGGGCAAGGACGAAGUGCGGCCGCCAUCCGUGACUACCUCUGGUCUCAUGGCUCCGCCUGCUGUGGUCCGUCGUCCGGUCCUAGGACGACCAGGUCCUAAACGUGGACUGGGCUUUGCUCCUCGAAAGGCGCCUGUGCCGUCGCCAGCUAGUAGAGACAACGACGCCUCACCGGCUGCUAACGCGACCAAGCCCACCCCCAAAAGUAAUGCCGACUUCAAAGCCAUGUUCCUGGCUGGGGGGCAGAAGGAAAUCGGCGAGAGGCCGACGAACAAGCCCAAGGAGGGAGAAUGA
This is a messenger RNA of Drechmeria coniospora, 3411 nucleotides long. Its product is annotated as U4/U6 snRNA-associated-splicing factor PRP24. NCBI's taxonomy places the organism in Eukaryota, Fungi, Ascomycota, Sordariomycetes, Hypocreales, Ophiocordycipitaceae. The transcript has a single exon. Gene Ontology annotation, molecular function: protein binding; RNA binding. The record is from RefSeq and is a predicted model, not a curated record. The coding region runs from base 1 to 3411 and encodes 1136 amino acids. Gene Ontology annotation, biological process: mRNA splicing, via spliceosome. Gene Ontology annotation, cellular component: ASAP complex; cytoplasm; nucleoplasm.